Scheffersomyces coipomensis is the source of this 1224-nucleotide messenger RNA. Its product is annotated as putative acyltransferase. Gene Ontology annotation, biological process: phosphatidylinositol acyl-chain remodeling. Lineage: Eukaryota; Fungi; Ascomycota; Pichiomycetes; Serinales; Debaryomycetaceae. The transcript has a single exon. Gene Ontology annotation, molecular function: acyltransferase activity. The coding region runs from base 1 to 1224 and encodes 407 amino acids. Gene Ontology annotation, cellular component: endoplasmic reticulum; endomembrane system. The record is from RefSeq and is a predicted model, not a curated record.
AUGUCAUCAUCAGUGGUUACUGAAAAGGAUAGUCUCCUUCUUCGGAUCUUCAUAGUGGUGAGAACUGCCAUUGCGGCAUUCUUAUUCAUAUCGGGUAGUUUGAUCAUUGUGGGAACUCAAUUGAUCGGUAAAUUCUUAUUUGAUGCCAAUUAUAUCUAUAAACAAUACUUUAUAAAUACUUCGAAACUUCAUUUCCUUAGAUUGAUGACUUUCUUAGUUAGUAUGAUCCAUGCAAAUGAUAUUUCAAUCACUUAUGAUACCUCCAAAUUAGUUUCUAGUUCUUCAUCUCCAUCAACAGUAUUCACCGUUGAUGAUCAACAUAAUAUUCAUUCCAAAUUAUCCCCUAAUUCAAUCGUCAUUUCAAAUCAUCAGGUUUAUACUGAUUGGUUAUAUCUUUGGUUCUUGGGUUAUACUUCAAAUUUAUCUCAAAAUAUCUUUAUUGUAUUAAAAGAUAUGUCAAAUAUUCCCGUGUUAGGUUAUGGUAUGAAGAAUUAUAAUUUCUUAUUCUUAUCAAGAAAAUGGGAAACUGAUAAAGUUAUCAUUUCUAAACAAUUAGAUUUGAUUGAUUCAGAUGCUAUGGGAACUAAUAAACAAUUGCAACAACUUGGUAAACCAAAAACUAUCUUACCUUAUUAUUUAAUCAUUUUCCCAGAAGGUACAGUUCCAUCUAUAAGAACUAAAAAGAAAUCAUUAGAAUAUACUCAAUUUAAGAAUUUACCACCUUUAAAACAUAUAUUAUUACCUAGAGUUAGAGGUUUAUUAUUAGUAUUACGUAAAUUACAUGAAUCCGUUGAAGUCUUGUAUGAUAUUACUACUGGAUGUGGAGAUUUGGCAGCAGGUGAAAUUGGUGAAGAUAAAUUCUCCUUAAAGAAUCAUUUUAUAAAGGGAAAUGGACCACCAAUAAUUUAUCAUUAUAUUAAGAGUUGGAAUUUAAAGGAUAUCCCUCUUGGAGAUUUAUCAGUUGAUGUCGAUGAUUUAACUGAAAAGGAAUUACAAGCUUUUGAAGAUUGGAUGUUAAAGAUUUGGUAUGAGAAGGAUGAAUUAAUGGAUAAAUUCUAUAAAACCGGUCUGUUUACUGAUCCAACUAAUAAAAAUGAAAAAACCGUGGUUGGGAAAUUACAAUUAAGAGGUACAUUUGAAGUAUUAACUAUUUAUAUUCCUUUAACCAUCAUCUUAGUUUCAUUGGCGUCAUUGUUUUAUUUAAUCAGGUUAAUCUUCUUUUAA